AUGCCCGUUGGCUCACUUACGCCCCGCUCGUACACUCAUAUUGGACAUACUCUGUUGAUAUCGCUUUGAACCGAUCCUCUACUGCGCUUCACGGCACAAUAGGGGACGACGACCCGCACGCUGCUACAGGUACUGCAAGAACAAGCCGUACCCCAAGGUCAGUCAUCCGAUGGAGAUACCCCACCGCAGCGUUUUGCGUCACAAGAAACUGACGUCGGUACGUUCCCUCGUUGGACUUACAGUCGAGGUACAACCGUGGUGUCCCCGACCCCAAGAUCCGGUGAGUCGGCAUUGGAGAAGCACGAGCACAGAGUCUAGAAUUGAGCGAGCUUACUGACCUCCUCUUUCUGUCCCUGCCACCUCUCAGUAUCUUCGAUCUCGGUCGCAAGAAGGCCUCCGUCGAUGACUUCCCCUUCUGCUGCCACCUCGUUUCCAACGAGUACGAGCAGCUCUCGUCCGAGGCGCUCGAAGCCGCUCGUAUUUGCGCCAACAAGUACGUCGUCAAGACCUCGGGCAAGGACUCGUUCCACUUGCGCGUGCGCGUGCACCCCUACCACGUCAUCCGUAUCAACAAGAUGUUGUCCUGCGCCGGCGCCGAUCGACUGCAAACCGGUAUGCGAGGCGCGUGGGGCAAGCCCUACGGUACCGUCGCCCGAGUCAACAUUGGGCAAAUCAUCAUGUCGAUCCGUUGCAAGGACUCGAACAAGGCCGUCGUGAUGGAGGCGUUCCGUCGUGCGCAGUACAAGUUCCCCGGACGCCAAAAGAUCAUCGUGUCCAAGAAGUGGGGCUUCACCUCGUUGGCGAGGGAGGAGUACGUCGCGCAGCGUUCGACCGGCAUCAUGAAGCAGGAUGGGUGCUACGUUCAGUACAUCACCCCCAAGGGUCCUCUGGAGGAGAACCUCCGAACCUUGGAGCGCAUCGCCGCCGCCAACUAA
Messenger RNA from Microbotryum saponariae, 935 nucleotides. Lineage: Eukaryota; Fungi; Basidiomycota; Microbotryomycetes; Microbotryales; Microbotryaceae. The record is from the annotation of a GenBank genome assembly.